Molecule: messenger RNA, 3344 nt
Organism: Austrofundulus limnaeus
Lineage: Eukaryota; Metazoa; Chordata; Actinopteri; Cyprinodontiformes; Rivulidae
Product: dixin
Exons: 21
Coding region: 294-2261 (655 amino acids)
Biological process (GO): canonical Wnt signaling pathway
Cellular component (GO): cytosol
Molecular function (GO): protein binding
Source: RefSeq, a predicted model, not a curated record
CUGAGCCGGAGACUCAACAUUUCUUUUUUUAAAUGUUUUUUAAUACAGUUUGUUGUUCUUCUCUUUAUUGUUCUUAUUGCCUUAAGUGAAUGCAAAAACAAUGUAAACGUAUUGCGCAUUGUUUUCAAUUUUAAAAAAACGACAACAACUCGAGCAGACUCAUAACUCUGGCUUUUGUUGACGUCUGCCGGAUAACAGCAGCAGUUCGUACCCGGGUUUGUCCGCCUAUUGUUCAGGUUGCAGGUGUUACAGCUAGCCGGAAAGCUGUCCUAAAUGGGGGUUCGAGUUAAAAGAUGAUCGCUUCACUCUCAAGAGGAAGUUCGCUCGAUGAGGUUCUCCAUCAUGGCAGCGACAAUGAGCAGCAGCUGGCAGCGUACGUCUCCUGGGUGAACUCUCAGCUGAGGAGGAAACCAGGCCUGAAGGCGAUCACAGACCUCAGGCAGGAUCUGCAGGAUGGAGUUGUGUUGGUGCAGCUGAUAGAGGUCGUAGCUGGUGAGGUGCUGGAGGGAGUGUUUACGCCUCCACAAAACAAAGAGGAAAGCAGAAAAAACGUGGAGAAAGUGUUGCAGUUCAUUUCCUCCAGACACAUACGCAUGUCGCACAUAUCCGCAAGAGAUAUUGUCGAUGGCAAUCUGAAAUCUGUAAUGAGGAUCAUUUUGGCCUUGGCGGCCCACUUCAAACCCUCAGCCAGUCAGAGGACAGCUUCUGGGAGUGGGAGGGGCUCCAUAAGAGGCAACACGAGCCACAAUCCUCACUCCACCAUUGCACUCGCUCAGGGGGCCGCCGCUGCGCUGGCGUCGGCUCGACUCGAUGCCUCGCUGUCAACUCACGCCGCACGCAUUAACAGGGCCUGGGGGUCAGACGGAGGGAAGAGUUUGUGCGUCCGUGACUUGGUUCAGCAGUAUGAAAGAGGAGGCCCAGAUGAGCAGAGCAGCUCUCUCCCAAGCAGCUUCAGCUCCGUCAGUUCGCUGUCGUCACCACGAUCUCAGCCGAGCAGCCGCUCAGACGGAGCCCAGCAGGACCAUCACCAACAGGACCUUCACCAUGAGGACCAUCACCUUCAGGACCAUCAGCAUCAGGACUGUCCCACAGAGUCACCUCAUCCUGAAGAGGAGGCAGUGUGGGAGGACUGUCUCGGUGAAACGAUGGAGAGAGAGGUGCAGGAGACCCGCAAGAUGGUCUCUGCUCUACAGUCUCUGCUGCUGAACGGUUCGCUUCCUGAGGACGAGCAGGAUGUGUCUCUAGCUUUGGACACUGGACACGCCGAGCAGCAGCUGGUCGUCAUUCGCAGCCGCUUGGAUCAGAGCAUGGAGGAGGUCAGAGAGCUGAAGAGAGGCUUGCUGCGCUGCAAGCAGGAGGUGAGAAACCUGCAGGGGGUCAAGGAAGCUCAGCAGCAGAGGCUGUGCUCUCAGGAAGCAUCCAUUCUGCAGAUGAAGCAGGAGCUGCUCCGAGCCAGCACYAUGAAGGACCAGCUCAACAACCAGAACGCUGAACUUCGGUGGAAACUGGAGGAAAGUAACAGACUGUGGGCUGAAUGCAAGAAAGACGUCGCYCUGAAGGACAGAUUACUUCAACAAAUCAAGCAAAAGCUUGAAGAAAGCCAAAAACAACAGACUGAACUGCAAAGAGAGUUUGAGCGUAAUAACAGCAUGCUGCAGGAACUAAUGAGCAGAAAUCUGAGAGAGGCCUCGACCAGCCCAGACAAUAAUGGAUAUUCUUACUUAGGAACGGCAGCUCCUUCUGUGUCAGGACAGGCAGAGGAGGUCCAGCUGCUCAGAGAUUCACUGAGGAGUCUGAGGAACAACUUCCUGGAUCACGACCCACAGCAGCACACCCUGGACACGCUGGAGCAAGGCAUCGUGUCGCUCAUCGACAGGCUGCACGCUCGGCACACGAACAGGGCAAGAGGAAAAUCUCCAAGACGCAAAGGUCAGCAUGCAGAGCUGGACUCCUGGCCUUCCACCACGAUUUGUCCGUCUCACAAUAGUUCCUCUUCCUCGACUAAAAUCCUUUAUUUUACUGGAAAAAGUCCGACACCCUCCAUGAUCAACAUAGCCAAGAGGCUCGGCGAGGUGACGCUCAAAGAUGUYAAGGCAGCUGUUGAUCGAGAGGGAAACUACAGAUAUCAUUUCAAAGCCCUGGACCCAGAGUUUGGCACCGUGAAAGAGGAGGUCCUCCUGGACGGGGCGGUCGUUCCGGGCUGGGAGGGGAAAAUAGUGGCGUGGCUGGAGGAGGAUCGUGGUGAGGAGAGACCCUUGUAGCAACAAGAAUUAUUUUAUUUAUUUAUUUUUUGCUCCUUGUUAUCCUGAUCCCAGAGGCACAUAAAGCAACAGUUUGACUUUUUGUAAGCCAGCUUUGAGCACGAUAAUGUUCUGGUUUAUUGACUGGUACUAGUCCAGUUUAGUAGCCCUGUUCACUGCAAAGCCUUUGCCUGACAAAGAAAAGUAGUUUCUCCUUCCUAUUCUUAUCACUGUAGGGUUUUAGCUAAAAUAUCAAAAUUAUUCAGUCAAUAGAGGUGUUCUACUAAAGCUUCAGGGCUGCACGGUGGAGCAGUGGUUAGAGCUGUCACCUCCCAACCUUAUACAUUUUCUCCCUGUGCKUAUGUGGGGUUUCUCCUGGUAUUUUGGUUUCCUCCCACAGACCACAAACAAACCAACAUGUWAGCUCAACUGGUAACAUAAAAGUGUUGCUACGUCAGAGUGAUUGGUUGUCUCUGUGAUGGACUUGMCUCCAGCUCCCCAAGACCCAGAGAGAAGAAGCAGAAGAAACUCAAACUGAAUUUAAAAUAAAUGCUGCAGAUUCUAGUGCUUAUAUGUAAAGAUGUAAAAAAAAAUUAACUUUUUUUAAAUUGUUUUCACCGUGUUAUUUUUAAAAUAUUGGCAAAUGUUUUUUGAUUUAUUUGUUUUGAAAAGAGAUUAAAUAAAAAUCCCUUUGUUUACUUUUAAAACUGUUAGAUCUAAAUUGUAUUACUGUUUUAGAAAUGUUUGUUUAGUAACAGUAGCCCAUCAUUAUUUAUGGUUUGUGUUUUGUUAGCAUAAAAACAAAUCACGGUGCUUGUUAGACUGUUACAUAUUAAUUUUUCCUUUUUUUCCCCCCAAACCUAGAUCAAUAUUGUCUUUACUAAAGUGCCAACAAGAGUAUUUUAGUUUAGUGUUUUUUCCCAAUACCUUGACAGCUCUAAAAUAUACAAUUUACUAGUSAAUUGUUAUUUUGCACUUAGGUUGUUACACUGAAUUUUGUUUAUAAAACAUGGAUACUGUGUGAUUUGGAAAGUAAUAUAGAAGACUUGGCUUUGUUGAAUGUUUGACAGAUAUUUUUGAAAUAAAGCAUUUUUUAUUCCAGUU